CAUCAAGCAGUAUUCAGAUGAUACCUGUACUGUGCUUGUCCCCUGCCUGAAAUUGCAAUUCUUCAAUUAGGUAUCCUAGGACAACCUGCUGACCUUAACUCCUCUACAAAAAAAUCUGUGCAUCCAGCCACUGAGAACUCCAAGGAAGCAGCAGUAGUCUAAAAGCACUUGCACCCAUCAGACUCAGAGGCGUGUUCCUGACUACCUGCUGUCUUCUUUCUUAGGAGCAGAGUAAAUUUCUGUAGGAGAGUAAAUCAAGAAAAAUAAAUUCUUUCUCCAUAAGACCUCAAGUGUAAGGAAAUGGCAUUCAGAUUUGGUCAACAUCUUAUCAAGCCCUCUGUGGUGUUUCUCAAAACGGAGCUGUCCUUUGCUCUCGUGAAUAGGAAACCGGUCGUACCAGGACAUGUUCUCGUGUGCCCACUGCGGCCAGUGGAGCGCUUCCAAGAUCUGCGUCCUGAUGAAGUGGCCGAUUUGUUUCAAGUGACCCAGAGAGUCGGGACAGUGGUGGAAAAGCAUUUCCAGGGGACCUCUCUGACUUUUUCCAUGCAGGAUGGCCCCGAAGCCGGACAGACUGUGAAGCACGUUCAUGUUCACGUUCUUCCCAGGAAGGCUGGAGACUUUCGCAGGAAUGACAGCAUCUAUGAUGAGCUCCAGAAACAUGACAAAGAGGGAGUGGACUCCCCAGCCUCCUGGAGAUCAGAGGAGGAAAUGGCGGCGGAAGCUGCAGCUCUGAGGGUCUACUUUCAAUGACAGGCAUGAAAGUAACUCAAACAAAUCCCAAGGCAUAAGGAAAUGGGCCUCGUUCUCUAGGACUCCGCGGCAUUGGAAAUGAAGCUAAGCAGACUUUAUUACAUCCUGCGAUUCUGCAACCUUUUGCGAAGCAUUUUAUUGCACUCGUGGAAGCCACUGGGGUUAUGUUUCAAUCAUGAUGACUGGCAGGCUGGCUUCAAAACCGUGGCAUCCACAACCUUGCCACGCGUUUCUCUUCACGCUCUGUACUUAGAAUAGAACGUUUCUAAAUUGUCCCUUAGCCUGGGUGAAAAUAAAAUGGUCCUUAAAAUAUUUA
Ictidomys tridecemlineatus (thirteen-lined ground squirrel) is the source of this 1066-nucleotide messenger RNA. NCBI's taxonomy places the organism in Eukaryota, Metazoa, Chordata, Mammalia, Rodentia, Sciuridae. The record is from RefSeq and is a predicted model, not a curated record.